This is a messenger RNA of Brenthis ino (lesser marbled fritillary), 1512 nucleotides long. NCBI's taxonomy places the organism in Eukaryota, Metazoa, Arthropoda, Insecta, Lepidoptera, Nymphalidae. The record is from the annotation of a GenBank genome assembly.
AUGACACAAACAGAAAAGCACUCAGAUUAUAACAUGAGCAUUUGGCUUCGAUGUUGCGAAGAAGAGAUCAAAAAACCCAUUGAGGGAAAACUUACAGGAACAAUUCCAACAUGGUUAAGUGGCACAUUAUUGCGAAAUGGAUCAGGAACAUACAAAAUAGGUGAAUCUGAAUACGGACAUGUUUUUGACGGGCCAGCAUUAUUACACAGAUUUUAUCUAAAAAACGGUAACGCAACUUAUCAAUGUCGUUACUUAAACUCGAAGACAUUUAAUAAAAAUAGAAAAGCUAACCGAAUAGUUGUCACCGAGUUUGGUACGAGGUCUGUGCCAGAUCCUUGUCACAGUAUUUUUGACAGGAUAGCAUCCACCUUUACUCUUGAGGAUUAUUUUACGGACAACGCUGGAAUCUCUGUUCAGCCAUUUGGCGAUCAAAUAUAUACAAUGACAGAAAUAGCUACAGUAUAUAAAAUCGACCCCGACUCUCUAGAAACAUUGGAUAGGAAGACCCUUAUCAAUUCGUUAAUAGUUUGUCAUACUGCGCACCCUCACGUUAUGCCAAAUGGAGAUGUAUACAAUAUUGGGUUGCAAUUUAUUAAAGGAUUACCAAAACAUGUUAUUCUGAAGUUUUCUCACACCGGAAAAGAAAAUAUGUUUGAAUCUGCUGAAAUUGUGGGCGUUGUUGAUCCAAAGUGGCGAUUUAAUCCCUCUUAUAUGCACUCCUUUGGUAUAACAAAAAAGUAUUUUAUUAUAAUAGAACAACCUCUUUGUAUAUCUAUCUUAAAUACAAUGAAGAAAAUAGCAUUCAAUGAACCCUUCUCAACGAUGCUAGAGUGGUAUUCGGAAUAUGAGACUCAAUUUAUAUUGAUACACCGCGAAACUGGUGAACAAAUUCGUUAUCGUGCAGAUACAUUCUUCUUCAUGCAUAUAAUCAAUUGUUUUGAAGAAAAUGGCAAAUUAUUCAUUGAUGUAUCUACGUACAAGGACGCGAAGCUAAUUGACGCUAUGUACGUCGAAGCUAUCAAGAAUAUUGAGAGCAAUUUAAACUUCGGUCAAUGGUGCCAUAGUCGCCCCAAGCGCAUUGAGAUUCCUCUCAACGCAGCGCCUGACUCCAAGGUGGAAACUAAACUACUUGCCGAUGUUUGUGUUGAAGUUCCUAGGAUAAAUUAUCAGGUUUAUAAUGGCCGGCCUUAUAGAUAUUUCUAUGGGAUAUCACUGGAAGUAGGUUCAGAACACGCUGGUUCAAUUAUUAAAAUAGAUAACAAAACAGGGGAAAUAAAAAUGUGGAGAGAAUUCGACGCGCACCCCAGCGAGCCUGUGUUUGUAGCCUGUCCUGAUGCAAAGGACGAAGAUGACGGUGUUAUAUUGAGCUCGGUACUAUGGAGCAAAGACGAUCACGCAGUCACAUUGCUGGUGUUAAAUGCCCGAGAUCUUAAUGAGAUUGGACGUGUUCAAUUCGUGACUCCUUCGCAGGCAGCUCGUUGCUUCCAUGGAUGGUACCUCCCUGACCGAAUA